This is a messenger RNA of Fusarium tjaetaba, 834 nucleotides long. Its product is annotated as integral membrane protein pth11. The coding region runs from base 1 to 834 and encodes 277 amino acids. NCBI's taxonomy places the organism in Eukaryota, Fungi, Ascomycota, Sordariomycetes, Hypocreales, Nectriaceae. The transcript has 5 exons. The record is from RefSeq and is a predicted model, not a curated record.
AUGGCCACGACAAUCAGCAAGACAUCUUUCGCCAUCACGUUAUAUCGGAUUGCCACCAACGCAUGGAUGAAAUACUUCCUCAUCUUUAUUAUCGUCACUAUCAACGUCUCGAUGAACUUGGUCUGGAUUUUCGGUUUCGCCAAAUGCACGCCGCUCGAGAGGGUAUGGAAUCACAAGGUGCCUGGAACUUGCUGGGACAAGUCAAAGCUUCUCACGUUCCAACUAUUCGCUGCUUAUUACUCCGCGAUUCUCGACUUUGUUCUUGCUUUACUACCUUGGGUUAUCCUGAUGCGCAUGACCAUGCGUCGACGAGAGCGACUCGGCGUCGCUGUCGCUAUGAGUUUGGGUGCUAUCGCCGGAAUUACUGGUAUAGUCAAGGCUGUACUGGUCGUCAGCAUGAAGAGUGAGGACAUCACCUAUGACCGUGUCGACCUCACGAUCUGGACCUUGACGGAGCCUGCCGCUUCCAUCAUGGCCAUAUGCAUUCCAGUUCUGACCAACACAACACCGCGCGACGUCGACACAAGAAACACAGCCGGGGCAUCAAACGCUCGGCAGUCAAAGCGAUACAACCCCAAUUCACGAUAUGGUCGAAAUUCGGUCGUCAUCAUGUCAGGAUGGCAAGAAUCGCAAGAGCAUCUCCAGGACGAUUCUGACGGAAGCCAAAGCCAGACCAAGAUGUCCAUGAGUUCCGGGGGCGUGAUGAAGACUGAAGAAUUUGACAUCAACAUCGUAUACCUUAGACCUUCCAAUUUCGGAUCUGUACUGGGCCUGGUCAAGAAGUCAGUAUCUCAGCUCUCUAAAACGAAAUGGGCUCCGGGCUGCGGAAUUUGA